UUUUUGGCAGUGGCGCGAAGUCAAAAAAACAAAAUGAGGAAUCUCAUCCCUCCCAACUCUUCCCGCCAUUUUUCCUUUCAAAAAAUGCCACAAAAACCGUAGCAGAGAGCCUCGAAAACCCCUCGCAGGGUUUUCAUUCUCACCUUCUAACAGUCUCCCCCAACUCUCUCUGCCCCACCCCUCUCUCUCACACACACACACACACACACACUCUCUCUCUCUCUCUCGCGCCCCCAAAUAACCGAAAAUGGGAUCUGCAACGGUCUUGGAUUUGAAUCCAGCGGCCAUCAAAACCAACGGUGGCAACUCUUCAGGAAUGAAGAACAAGAGCAAAGGCAAAUCUUCUGCAAAGCCAAAUACUGCCUCAGCUGAUAUUGAACUUGACACCAAUGAGAUAGUGGUAGCUGACUCCAAAGAGAAGAAGCGAGGUCGGACAGAGAAAGAUGGAGAACCUGCAGUUUCUCGCAAAAUGCCAAAGCGUGCAGCUGCAUGUUCAGAUUUCAAGGAGAAAUCUGUACGUUUAUCUGAAAAGUCCUCAGUUGUUGAUACCAAACAGGAUCACUUGGUGGAAGAAGAGGUUGUUGCACUCCGGCUGACUAAGGGGGUUGGGAAGGAAGAUCCUCGGCCAACAAGAAAUCUUGUGGAUUUCAUCCUCCAUGAUAUUGAUGGAGUUCCACAGCCAUUCGAAAUGUCUGAGGUAGAUGAUUUAUAUGUUACUGCACUGGUCAUGCCCUUGGAGGAAACUUCGGGGAAAGAAAAGGACAAAGGUAUCAGGUGUGAAGGUUUUGGGCGGAUUGAGUCAUGGGCAAUCUCUGGUUAUGAAGAAGGGUCUCCAGUAAUUUGGAUUUCAACCGAUCUUGCAGAUUAUGACUGCAUUAAACCUGCAAAUAGCUACAAGAAGUACUUUGACCAUUUCUUUGAAAAGGCACGCACUUGCAUUGAAGUUUUCAAAAAAUUGUCAAAGUCUUAUGGAGGAAAUCCUGACUUGGGCCUUGAUGAAUUGCUUGCUGGGGUUGUCCGGUCAAUGAGUGGAAGCAAAAACUUUCCUGGCGGUGCCCCGAGCAAGGACUUCGUUAUCUCGUUGGGGAAUUUCAUCUAUAACCAACUGAUUGGUUUGGAUGAGACAUCUAAUAAAAAUGAUCAGCUCUUUACUGGAUUGCCUGUUCUUGUUGCACUAAGAGAUGAGUCUCAGAAGAGGGGAGAAUUUAACAAGAUGGUACCAAAGGUUUCAGAUAAGAGCCUGAAGAUUAAGGAGGGAGGGAAGUCAAACCAAUCUGGUUCGUCCACUAGCAUAGUUGAUGAAGAUGAGGAUGAGAAAAUGGCACGGUUGUUGCAGGAAGAAGAGUAUUGGAAAUCAAUGAAGAAAACGCGGCGUGCUCCAUCAUCAGCUUCGAACAAGUUCUACAUCAAGAUCAAUGAAGAUGAGAUUGCAAAUGACUAUCCUCUACCUGCAUAUUAUAAAACCUCUGUCCAAGAAAUGGAUGAAUAUGUCUUCUUUGACAAUGACACCAGUGUGUAUCCUGAUGAGCUUCCUCGAAGCAUGCUUCAUAACUGGUCACUUUACAAUUCAGAUUCAAGGCUUAUUUCUUUAGAGCUACUGCCAAUGAAACCAUGUGCUGAAGUUGAUGUAACAAUAUUUGGGUCGGGGGUGAUGACAGCAGAUGACGGAAGUGGGUUUUGUAUUGAUGCUGAUCCGGUGCAGUCUUCUUCAAGUGCAUUGGAAGCUGCAAAUGUGGAUGGCAUUCCUAUUUAUUUGAGUGCAAUCAAGGAAUGGAUGAUCGAGUUUGGUUCAUCGAUGGUCUUCAUUUCUAUCAGAACAGAUGGAGCCUGGUACAGGCUUGGGAAGCCAUCAAAGCAGUAUGCUACAUGGUAUGAACCAGUUUUAAAAACAGCAAGGCUUGCGAUAAGCAUCAUCACCUUGUUGAAGGAACAGACCAGAGUGUCAAGGCUUUCAUUUGCAGAUGUUAUUAAGAAAGUGUCAGAAUUUGAGAAGAAGCAUCCUGCCUAUAUUUCCUCAAUUCCUGCAGCAGUUGAGAGAUAUGUGGUGGUUCAUGGGCAGAUUAUUCUUCAGCAGUUUGCUGAAUAUCCAGAUGAGAUGAUCCGGAAGAGUGCUUUUGUCACUGGUCUUUCAGAUAAGAUGGAGGAGAGGCAUCAUACUAAGCUGGUGAUGAAGAAGAAGGUUGUGCUGAAAAAGGAAGUGAACUUGAAUCCCAGGGCAGGGAUGACACCAACAGUGACAAAGAAGGCAAUGCAGGCAACCACAACCAGGCUGAUCAAUCGAAUUUGGGGGGAAUACUAUUCAAACUACCUGCCAGAUGACUCAAAGGAGGGAACUGGCAAUGAACCCAAGGAAGAUGAAGAGGUAGAUGAGGAGCAAGAAGAGAAUGAAGAGGAAGUGGAAGAAGAAAAUGUGUUAGUACAAGAGAAGACUGCCAAAUCUCAUUCAGCUAAUAAACCACAAAAGUCCAAGUCUACCAGAGAGGAGAAUGGAUGGGAUGGGGAGUCAAUAGGCAAGAUGCGUUCUGGUGAGGUUCUUUAUAAGCGUGCUAGGGUAUGUGGAGAUAUAAUUGCCGUAGGUGGAGCUGUGUUGGUUGAAGCAGGUGAGUCAGAAGAAGCACUGGUUAUUGUCUUUGUGGAAUACAUGUUUGAAAGAUUAGAUGGUGAAAAAAUGGUUCACGGAAGGGUGAUGCAGAGAGGAUGCCAAACUGUUCUUGGAAAUGCAGCAAACGAGAGGGAGGUUUUCUUGACAAAUGAAUGCACAGAAGUUGAGUUGGGGGAUGUCAAAGAAAGUGUAACUGUCGAUGUUCGGUCGAUCUCAUGGGGACAUGAGCAUAGGAAGGGAAAUGCUAAUGCUGAUAAGGUUGACAGGGCAAAAGCUGAGGAAAGAAAAAAGAAAGGAUUGCCUGUUGAAUACUAUUGUAAAAGUUUGUAUUGGCCUGAGAAAGGUGCUUUCUUUAGUCUUCCUUUCGACACUAUGGGUCUUGGGUCUGGGGUUUGUCACUCUUGCAAGAUAAGAGAAGUUCAGGAGGAAGAGUUCAAAGUGAACUCUUCAAAGGCUGGUUUUGUCUACAAAAGGAUUGAAUACUCUGUUCAUGACUUUGUGUAUGUAAGUCCUCAGCAUUUUGCAUGGGAAGUAGAUGAGGAUGUUGCCACUUUCAAGGCUGGUAGAAAUGUGGGACUGAAGGCCUAUGUUGUGUGCCAGUUAAUGGAGAUUGAAGUCCCCAAAGGAUCUAAGAAAGCUGACCCAAAAUCCACCCAAGUCAAAGUCAGGAGGUUUUACAGAGCAGAGGACGUUUCAGCUGCAAAGGCAUACAGUUCUGAUGUCAGAGAGGUGUAUUACAGUGAAGAAACACUCAGUGUGCCAGUGGAGAUGAUAGAAGGGAAGUGUGAAGUUAGAAAGAAGCAUGAUCUUCCAUCUCUGGAUGGCCCUGCAAUCUUUGAGCAUAUCUUCUUCAGUGAAUACAUGUAUGAUCCUUCCAAAGGAGCCCUUAAGCAGCUGCCUGCUAGUGUCAAGUUGAGGUCCUUGACAGGAAAGGCAGUUCAUGGUACUGUAUCAAGAAAGGACAAGGGAAAGUGCAAGGAAGGAGAAAUCAAUGCUUCUGAUCAACAACAAGAUGCCCCUCAGGAGAAUCGUUUGGCUACUUUAGACAUUUUUGCUGGUUGUGGUGGUUUGUCUGAGGGAUUGCAACGUGCCGGGGUUUCAUUUACUAAAUGGGCAAUUGAAUAUGAGCAACCAGCAGCAGAGGCAUUUAACCUUAAUCAUCCAGACACUUUAAUGUUCAUUGAUAAUUGUAACGUGAUAUUGAGAGCUAUCAUGGAAAAGUGUGGGGAUAUAGAGGAUUGUAUUUCAACUUCUGAAGCUGCUGAAUUAGCAGCAAAGUUUGGUGAGGAGAAUGUCAAUAAACUGCCAGUGCCGGGUCAAGUAGAUUUCAUCAAUGGAGGUCCUCCAUGUCAGGGGUUCUCUGGAAUGAACAGGUUUAAUCAAAGCACUUGGAGUAAGGUCCAGUGUGAAAUGAUCUUAGCAUUUUUGUCCUUUGCCGAUUACUUCCGGCCGAAAUUUUUUCUUUUAGAAAACGUGAGGAAUUUUGUUUCUUUUAACAAAGGGCAGACAUUCCGAUUAACUCUUGCUUCGCUUCUUGAAAUGGGUUAUCAGGUGAGAUUUGGUGUUCUAGAGGCUGGAGCCUUUGGCGUUUCUCAGUCUAGAAAACGAGCAUUCAUAUGGGCAGCUUCUCCAGAAGAGACACUCCCAGAGUGGCCAGAGCCAAUGCACGUCUUUGCAGGCCCGGAACUGAAAAUCACAUUACCAGGGGAUGUACAGUAUGCUGCUGUCAGGAGUACAGCUGGAGGGGCACCCUUCCGUGCAAUAACUGUGAGAGAUACAAUUGGAGAUCUCCCACCCGUUGGAAAUGGAGCAUCUAAAACAGAGAUGGAUUAUGGAAAUGAUUCUGUGUCAUGGUUCCAAAAGCAAAUCCGAGGGAACAUGUUGGUCUUGAGUGAUCACAUAUCAAAAGAAAUGAAUGAGUUGAACUACAUCCGAUGCCAAAGAAUUCCAAAGCGCCCAGGUGCUGAUUGGCAUGACCUACCAGAAGAAAAGGUUAAACUGUCUACUGGUCAAAUGGUGGAUUUGAUACCUUGGUGCCUGCCAAACACAGCCAAGAGGCACAAUCAGUGGAAGGGACUGUUUGGUAGGUUGGAUUGGGAAGGAAACUUCCCAACUUCCAUCACAGACCCUCAGCCCAUGGGUAAGGUUGGCAUGUGCUUUCACCCUGAACAGGACAGGAUACUUACAGUUCGAGAAUGUGCGAGGUCUCAGGGUUUCCUUGAUAGCUAUAAGUUUUCUGGUAAUAUCCAAAACAAGCACAGGCAAAUUGGGAAUGCUGUCCCUCCUCCUUUAGCAUUAGCAUUGGGAAGGAAACUCAAGGAAGCUGUGGAUGCAAAGCGCCCUUCAGCUUGAAUAGUUUAGGUACUUCAACCAUUAUUCAAAUGAAUUGGUCUAUCAGCCAUUUUGUGCAUGUGCAUUAGUGUUCUAUGCUUUUGUAUUUGAAUAACUCUAAUUGAGUGCAAGAGUUGCAAUCCCCACCAUUAGUAAGGCUGUAUGGAUGGGAUUUUGGAUUCGCCAAAGUCUCAUUUGAAGUUAUUCAGAUGAUUUUCUUUC
Magnolia sinica is the source of this 5155-nucleotide messenger RNA. RefSeq names its product DNA (cytosine-5)-methyltransferase 1B-like. Gene Ontology annotation, cellular component: nucleus. The coding region runs from base 248 to 4954 and encodes 1568 amino acids. NCBI's taxonomy places the organism in Eukaryota, Viridiplantae, Streptophyta, Magnoliopsida, Magnoliales, Magnoliaceae. Gene Ontology annotation, molecular function: chromatin binding; DNA (cytosine-5-)-methyltransferase activity. The record is from RefSeq and is a predicted model, not a curated record. The transcript has 12 exons.